AUGAACAUCAUGAACGAUUUUAUAACGGCUAUAAAAAAUUCAAAGAAGCUUUUAAAAAGCCUGGCAAUCCUUUCAAUGCUGAAGAACUUUAACAGCUGUUAUUUUCCAAUGGCUUUGAAAGAUACUCUGAGUACGGGUGGUGGAAGCGUGUUAGGACUAGUAAUUGUUGACGUCCAUCCUGGAGCUGGUCUUCUUGGUAUAGGUCGUAAAAUGUUACAAUUAGUGGCUGAUUGA
Messenger RNA from Clunio marinus, 234 nucleotides. The record is from the annotation of a GenBank genome assembly. NCBI's taxonomy places the organism in Eukaryota, Metazoa, Arthropoda, Insecta, Diptera, Chironomidae.